Williopsis jadinii is the source of this 3490-nucleotide messenger RNA. It is a transcript of the gene RIA1, whose product is annotated as GTPase RIA1. The transcript has a single exon. The coding region runs from base 41 to 3154 and encodes 1037 amino acids. Gene Ontology annotation, molecular function: GTPase activity; ribosome binding; GTP binding. Gene Ontology annotation, cellular component: ribonucleoprotein complex; cytosol. Gene Ontology annotation, biological process: cytosolic ribosome assembly. Lineage: Eukaryota; Fungi; Ascomycota; Saccharomycetes; Phaffomycetales; Wickerhamomycetaceae. The record is from RefSeq and is a predicted model, not a curated record.
GGCAAACACAGCGGCAAACUCACAACAGGCAAAACACACAAUGAGAGUCACUCCAGAUACCCUGCUGCGUCUUCAGAAGGACCCUCAGUCCAUUAGAAACAUCUGCAUCGUUGCACACGUCGACCAUGGGAAGACAUCGCUCUCAGACUCGCUGCUGGCAUCGAACGGUAUCAUCUCUCAGAGGUUGGCGGGUAAAGUACGAUACCUGGACUCACGUCCAGAUGAACAGUUGAGAGGAAUUACGAUGGAGAGCUCUGCGAUCUCUCUGUACUUCCGUGUGCUUCACAAGAAAGGGGAUGGUGAAGAGGGAUACGACGCUAAGGAGCAUCUCAUCAACUUGAUCGAUUCUCCGGGCCAUAUUGAUUUCUCCAGUGAGGUUAGUACUGCUUCGAGACUGUGCGAUGGUGCGGUGGUGCUGGUUGAUGUGGUGGAAGGUGUGUGUUCUCAGACGGUGACAGUGCUCAGACAGUGCUGGAUCGAUAAAUUGAAGCCGAUCUUGGUUCUAAACAAGAUUGAUAGACUGAUCACGGAGUUGAGGUUAACCCCCUCUGAGGCUUGUCUACACCUGACGAAGGUUGUUGAACAAGUCAAUUCUGUCAUUGGAAGCUUCUUCUCCGGUGAAAGAAUGGCCCAGGACCUUGCCUGGAGAGAACAGCUUGAAAAGGAAGGGCACAGUGGGAAGGAGUUCGUGGAGGAGGACGACAAAGACAUCUAUUUCGAUCCUGCUCAGAACAACGUCAUCUUCUCGAGUGCCAUCGACGGGUGGGGCUUCAACAUUAGCCAAAUGGCAAGAUUCUACGAGAACAAGUUAGGUAUCAAGAGAGAGAACCUACAAAAGGUUCUCUGGGGUGACUUCUACCUGGAUCCAAAGACUAAGAAGAUCAUUGGGCCGAAGGGAUUGAAGGGACGGUCGUUGAAACCUCUCUUCCAGCAACUGGUGCUGGAGAACAUUUGGAAGAUUUACGAGAAUAUCGUUAUUGAAAAGAACGCAGAGGUGCUUGAGAAGAUCGUCAAGGCCUUAAACAUCAAGGUGCUUCCUCGUGAUUUGAGAUCUAAGGAUAACAAAGCAUUGUUAUCUCAAGUCAUGGGCCAAUGGCUUCCUGUGUCAUCUGCGGUGCUAUUGACUGUCACUGAGAAGCUACCUUCUCCAUUAGAAUCGCAACGGACCCGUAUUCCAACUGUGCUGGAAUCUGCACCACAUCAUGAGUUAAUCGACCCAGGGUUACGGGAAGCCAUGCUCUCUUGUGAUAACAACGGCCCGGUGAGUGCUUAUGUAUCAAAGAUCCUUUCAGUGCCAGAGGAUGAGCUUCCUCGUAACUCAAGAGCCAAAUUGAGUGAGGAUGAACUGGCUGAACGUUCUAAACGUGCUAGAGAACUGGCAGCAAAGGCAGCAGAGCAGGCAAAGAUUCUUGAAGGUGAUCAAGAAGAUCAAAUUGUUGAUGAAUUUGCGCAAGUCAAGGUGUCGAACAACGACCCAUAUUCAUUGUUUGAAUAUGAAGAAGAAGAGGAAGAGGAAGAAAUUGAAGUUAAGAAGGAAGAACUCAUAGGCUUCGCAAGGGUUUAUAGUGGUACGCUUCGUAUAGGACAAGAACUAUCAGUUUUGGAACCAAAGUACGACCCUGCAAAUCCAAAGGAACAUAUCCAAACUGCUACAAUUACAGAACUCUACUUGUUGAUGGGUAAAGAGCUUGUUCCCCUGGAUGAAGUUCCAUCUGGUAACAUCGCUGGUAUAGGUGGUCUUGCAGGUAAGAUUUUGAAGAAUGGUACUUUGAUUGAACCUGGGAUCAUUGGAGUGAACCUUGCUGGUGUCUCUCUCUCUGUCCCACCAAUCGUGAGAGUUGCCGUUGAGCCUGUCAAUCCAACACAGAUGGAUAAGUUGGAACGUGGUUUGGAACUAUUGAACCAGGCUGACCCUUGUGUCCAGACUUUCCUGGAGGAUACCGGCGAACAUAUCUUAGCGACUGCUGGUGAGUUACACUUAGAACGGUGCUUGAAAGAUUUGAAAGAAAGAUUUGCUGGUAUUGAGAUUACUGCCUCGGAGCCAGUUAUUCCAUAUAGAGAGACUUUUAUCGAAACCCUCGAUUUGAACCCUCCAAAGAACCCAGACUUGGGUAGAGGUGUUGCUGAGUUUGAAUUGGGAAAUGUGCAUAUCAAGAUGAGGGCAGUUCCAUUACCUCAACCGGUUAUAGAUUUCCUUCUUGAGAACCAUGCAACUAUUAAGAAACUUGUCGACAGUAUCAACAAGCGUCGUUCUGAAGAUGAAGAGGAGGAGGACGGUUUAAAUGAUCUUGAAGAUGAUGCAGUCGGAUCCUCAUCCAUCACUGAUGCCACCACGUUUAAAAAGAAGCUGCAAGCACUAUUUGAUGCUGAUGAAAAGCACCGUGAUAUCUGGUCGGGUAUCGUUGAUCGUAUCAGCGUUUUCGGUCCAAAACGUACCGGGCCAAACAUCCUGUUUGAUACCUCCAAAGAGUCCAUUAGAAGAGUGUUCUCACAGUCUGAUGAGACCAGGUUCAGGUUUGAGAACAGUAUUGUUAACGGAUUCCAACUAAGUACACAGAACGGGCCUCUCGCUCAUGAGCCUGUGCAAGGCAUGGCAAUCAUCAUGGAGGAUAUCCGUGAAGUUGAUGAAGCAGACCAGGAGGACUCCACACCUGUUCCAAAUCUGCUCGGUAGACUCAUCACAACCACUAGAGACAACAUCCAUCAGGCACUACUUGAUUGGUCUCCUAGAAUCAUGCUUGCUAUGUAUACAUGUGACAUCCAAGCAUCGGCAGAAGUGCUAGGAAAGGUUUAUGCUGUUGUCCAACAGAAGCGUGGUCACAUUGUCAGUGAAGAGAUGAAAGAAGGAACACCUUUCUUCCAAAUCAUUGCCAAAUUGCCAGUCGUUGAGGCAUUCGGAUUCUCUGAGGAUAUCCGUAAGAGAACAUCUGGUGCUGCCCAACCACAGCUGGUGUUUUCCGGGUUUGAAAGCAUUGAUGAGGAUCCUUUCUGGGUGCCAACCACUGAAGAAGAGAUGGAAGCACUCGGUGAGUUUGCCGAACGUGAAAACAUUGCCAGAAAGUACAUGAACCAGAUCAGAAAGAGAAAGGGCUUAUUCGUUGACGAGAAAGUUGUUCAGAAUGCUGAGAAACAGAGAACUCUUAAGCGUAACUAGAAAACAACAAGGUGAUACUACUUGUUUCAUUACUAUAUCAUGGUUCUCGUAAAAUUGUAGCUGAGUAUCUCUAUAUAGUUGUCCAUUGUUAAUCUGCGAACCGUAGUUUCUUCUUUGGACGUUCCUGGUCCGUGUUGUCACCGUCAAUUGUAGACGAUUCAUUGGAAUUUCCAGCAGUGCUGGAGCUCUUGCUACUAUGAACAGGGGUUUCAUUAUCAGAUUCCGCAAUUGAUGAGCUCUCCUUCUUCUCCUCUUCGGAAUCAGAAUCGGAAUCAUCUUGAUACGUUGGUAGAAGAUUGUCCUCCUCCUCCUGUCUUUUAAGACGUUCCAACCUUU